AUCUAAUUAAGGUAGUCCUAAGAAAACAAUUGUCCUGCUUUUUUUAUAAAAAUAAAAAAAAGAAAAAGAAAACAAUUUUCUAUAUUCUCAACCAUGAAGGACACAAUAGUUCUUUACCCUGCUGUUGGGAGUGGACAUUUAAUGUCCAUGGUUGAACUUGGAAAACUCAUAUUAACCCACCACCCUUCAUUUUCCAUCCAAAUUCUCAUUCUCAAUCCACCUAACCAAAACAUUACCACCAACAAUAACAAUGAUUCCACCACUCAAUACACAACUUCUAUCUCUUCCAAAUUUCCCUCCAUAAACUUCCAAUUCAUUCCUUCCAUUUCACUCACUUUAACACUUCCACUUCACUUACACACCCUUGAACUCUCCCCUCAUUGCAACCACCAUGUUCACCAUAUUCUUCAAUCCAUCUCAAAAACUACAAACCUCAAAGGAGUUAUUUUGGAUUUCUUCAACUAUAGUGCUUCACAAGUUAUCAACACUCUACAAAUCCCUAUUUACUUUUACUUCACCUCAUCAGCUUCCAUGCUAUCAUUUUUUCUUCACUUUCCAACUUUUCAUAAAAAUGCCACAAAACCCAUAAAGGACUUUGACAUUCAUACACCUAUUGAACUCCCCGGGUUACCGAGGUUAUUUGUCGAUGACUGGCCCGAAGAAGCGGUCGAUCCAACGAGUCCAAGUUACCAAAUGUUGCUUGAAUGUGCUAAAUCAAUGAGAGAAAGUGAUGGAAUUUUUGUAAACAGUUUUGAUGCUAUUGAAAGAAAAGUUAUUAAAGCUAUGAGAGAUGGGUUGUGUGUUCCUGACGGAACAACUCCAUUGAUUUUUUGCAUCGGACCUGUGAUUUCAGCCUUGUAUGAAAAAGAUGAAAAUCGAUGUAUGAGGUGGCUCGACUCACAACCGAGUCAAAGCGUUGUGUUGUUGAGCUUCGGAAGCAUGGGAAGAUUUUCUAAGGCUCAGUUAAAUGAGAUAGCAAUUGGAUUGGAGAAAAGUAAGCAAAGAUUCUUGUGGAUUGUUAGAACCAAGUUGGAUUUAGAGGAGCUGAGUUUGGAUGAAUUGUUGCCGAAAGGAUUUUUGGAAAGAACAAAGGAGAAUGGAAUGGUAGUGAGGAACUGGGCCCCACAAAGAGCGAUAUUAAGUCAUGACUCGGUGGGAGGGUUCGUUACUCAUUGUGGGUGGAAUUCAAUUUUAGAAGCUAUUUGUGAAGGAGUUCCAAUGAUUACGUGGCCACUUUAUGCAGAGCAAAAAUUAAAUAGAUUGAUUUUGGUACAGGAAGGGAAAAUUGCAUUGAAACUGAAUCAGUCAACAAACAGAUUUGUAAGUGGGACCGAAUUGGGAGAGAGAGUUAUGGAGUUGAUGGAAUCAAAUAAAGGAAAAGAAAUUAGAGACAAUAUUUUAAAGAUGAAAAUAAGUGCUAAGAAGGCAAGGAUGGAAGGUGGAUCUUCGGUUGUUGAUUUGAAAAGGUUUGGAGAUUCAAAGGGAGAGUAUGAUUCUUGGAAUAAUUAUCAUCAAAUUCCCCUUCCUUUUUAGUUGAAUUAAUUAGUGAGAAUAAGCUUAGAAAAAAAAGUGAUAAUAAGAAGUGAAUUUCUCAUCUUAUGUUAUGUGAUGAAAAGAUUUUGAACUGGAUAAGUUCAAAUGUCUUAUGUUUAGUGGUUUGCAAUAAUAAAAGAGAUAUUUUUAUA
Cicer arietinum (chickpea) is the source of this 1685-nucleotide messenger RNA. It is a transcript of the gene UGT88E10, whose product is annotated as UDP-glycosyltransferase 1. NCBI's taxonomy places the organism in Eukaryota, Viridiplantae, Streptophyta, Magnoliopsida, Fabales, Fabaceae. The record is from RefSeq and is a predicted model, not a curated record. Gene Ontology annotation, molecular function: UDP-glucosyltransferase activity.